AAUAUUUAGCCUAUACGUUGUAAAAAUAUUUAAUAAUUUGUCGUUGAUGAGAAGUAAAAAUAAUUUAUCACUUACCUAAAACCAUACUGUAAAUCAAAAUGAGCUUUUGUCAAAAAUCUCCAAAAUUGAGGAAAGGAAUGAUUAUUGGAAUGGGCAAUUCGAUGUUGGAUUUAAUUGGAUAUGUUGAUACUAGUAUGCUAGAAAAAUACGGAUUGUUGGCUAAUAAUGGAUAUAUGGCUGAAAAAGUACAUAUGGGACUUUUUCAAGAACUUAUUGAUGAAGGCAAAGCGGAACUUGUAGUUGGUGGUUCAGUUCAGAAUACAUUCCGAGUGGUUCAGUGGGUUCUAGGUGAGCCGGAAGUCUGCAUCAUCUUUGGUGGUAUUGGUUGUGACAAAGAAGGGGAAGAGCUUGUUGGAAAAGCCAGAGCAGAUGGAGUUGACACUCAGUACCAGUAUAUCGAGGGGGUUCCAACAGGUAUUUGCGCUGUUCUCUUAACAAAGAAUGGAGCAGAACGGACGCUGGUUGCAAACCUUUCAGCAGCGAAAUGUUUUACCGUGGACCACUUGAUGAAAGAGGAUAACCUGAGCAGGAUGCUUAAUGCUGACAUCUUUUAUAUUUCUGGGUUUUUCCUAGCUGUCAGCCAAGACGCUGUGGUGCACUCGGCAAAAAUGGCAGCAAAGUACGGCAAAUGGUUCAUGAUGAAUUUGAGCGCUACCUACAUAGCUGAGCAAUACAUGGACGGUUGGAAUGAAGUUUUUCCUUACAUCGAUGUCUUGUUUGGCAACGAAACGGAAGCAAGAUCGUUUGCAAAAGAAUCACAAUUUGAAGAGGUGAAUGACGUGUCACAGAUAGCCUUGAAACUGAGUUGUCUACCUAAAAACAAUUUGUCUCGAACCAGGAUUGUCGUGAUAACCCAAGGGCCUGACCCAGUUGUCGUGGCUGAGGACGGAUGUGUAAAGCAGUUUCCAACCAUCCAUCUACGGCCUGAACAAGUUGUCGACACCACUGGAGCAGGAGACGCUUUUGUUGGAGGUUUCCUGGCGCAGUUUAUUCUAGGCUUGUCCCUGGAGGACUGUGUCCGAUGCGGGGUCUGGUGUGCAACAGAGAUGGUUCAGCAGCAGGGGUGUUCAUUGGAGGGGAUGAGGAAAUACACCGAAGCGCAACAAUCAAACGUUUAGCAACAUAUGUCCUCAAAACAUUUAGAUCCAUCAUAUUGUUAAGCUUUUAACUGAUAGUGCAAUAU
Molecule: messenger RNA, 1243 nt
Organism: Macrosteles quadrilineatus (aster leafhopper)
Lineage: Eukaryota; Metazoa; Arthropoda; Insecta; Hemiptera; Cicadellidae
Exons: 8
Coding region: 99-1178 (359 amino acids)
Biological process (GO): purine ribonucleoside salvage
Cellular component (GO): nucleus; cytosol
Molecular function (GO): adenosine kinase activity
Source: RefSeq, a predicted model, not a curated record